Messenger RNA from Funneliformis caledonium, 719 nucleotides. Lineage: Eukaryota; Fungi; Glomeromycota; Glomeromycetes; Glomerales; Glomeraceae. The record is from the annotation of a GenBank genome assembly.
CCCCAAGUGUUGAUGGAUAUAAUAAAACACUUAGUAGUAAAUUUAAUGAGAUGGAAUUUUUUACGCGUCAACAUGCUAAAGUUCAGUUUGAUGAUGAUCAAAUUAUCGUACCACCUCGAUCUAGUGUUGAAAUUUCCAUAAAUUUUGCCCCACCAAAUGAGCUACCUAAAGAUGGACAUUGGUUUUAUAGUGGGUGGGUAGUAAUAACUCCUUUGGAUGAGAAGAUGCCUGCAAUGACCGUUCCUUAUGCUGGAUUGGCUGAUGAUGCAAGGUCACUUCCAUUAUUUCAAACACCUGAAUUUCCUAAACUUGCUGAUUUGACUGAUAAUUUCAUCACAAAUGAUGAUGCAAUUAAAUCAUUUUCUUUUAACAUAAGUAUUAAAUUACUAAUUGAUCAACCAUCCGUGCAUCUAUAUCUUGCAACUCCGACACAAAUGAUUUUUACCGAAAUACUUGACGCAAAUCAAGAGUUUUUAGGAUGGGUUAAAGAAUUUAGUGGAAUUAAAAUUGUAAAAAAUCCGAUAGAAAAAUCGAAUAAUAUAGUUUCAUGGAAUGGAAUAAUUUAUGAUCUAAACGAUACAGGAACACUUGCUUCUAAUGGAGAAUACUUUAUUAGGAUUAAGGCUUUAAAAAUUUUUGGUGCUAGUAAUAACGAGGAGGAUUAUGAAUCUUGGAUUAGUCCCAAAUUUAGAGUUGAGAGGCCGGCUUUUACCAUUUAA